CCCACAUUUCCUUAUUGUCCAAUGGGAGAGCACGUUAUUUUGUUGUCAAACGUGCGCUGACAACUGAACGGAACUAUCCACAGAGGCUAUCCACUAGACAGCCACAUAACGAGAUGGAGGUGGAGCAGCUCCUGUCUCUGUCGGGCCCUGCCCUGGCCCAGGCUGUCAGCUCUCUGUUGGAGACCCCAGGCCUCUACGUCUUCUCUGACAUCCUCGAGCUGCCUAACGUCAAGGAGCUGGAGAACGGCCCUCAUGCUCCAGUGUACCAGCUCCUCAACCUCUUUGCCUAUGGGACCUACUGCGACUACAAAGAGCGGGCCGCAUCUCUUCCCGAGCUGACACCAGCGCAGAAGAACAAACUCCGCCACCUGUCCAUAAUGAGCCUGGCGUCCAACCUCAAGUGCCUGCCCUACUCGUUGCUGCUGCAGCAGCUGGAGCUGAAGAACGUGCGUGAGCUGGAGGACCUGCUGAUCGACGCUGUGUACUGCGACAUCAUCCAGGGCAAGCUGGACCAGAGGAACCAGCAGGUGGAGGUGGACUGCAGCGUGGGUCGGGACCUCGGCCCCAACGAGCUCCCCAACAUCGUCAACACACUGCAGGAGUGGUGUACAGGGUGUGAAGCCGUGCUGUGUGGAAUAGAGGAGCAGGUGACCAGGGCCAACCAGUACAGAGAGAGCCAGCUCAAGGUCAAAGUUCAGGUGGAAACCGAGGUUUCCAAUUUACAGAAAACAUUAAAGGCUAGCUCAGCCUCACCAUCCUCUGGCCCCGCUCCUGCUGGCGCUGCGUCCAAUCAGGACGCAGACCAGCCAGCAGAGCCAAGAGACCCCGCAUCCUCUCAGGAACCACGACAGCCGGGCAAAAAAAGUUCCAAGGUUAAAGGGCUGCGCGGCAGUGGGAAGAUCUGGUCUAAGUCUAAUUGAAGGUGGCGGUGCCCCCCCACCCCACCCCCGAGACACCGGCACUGAUGCUUCUUUUCACUGGUUUACAGACACGGGGACAUGACACACUGACAGAGACGGACGGAUGAGAAACAAAACUAAAAAAACACAAAAAAAAAGUCAUACGGACGAUGUGAUCAUUCCUGAUGGAAGGCCCCUCCCCCUUAUCUACCCGAUAUUCACCACCACGAAGACCGGAGAGAAAUCGAAAGCCCAAAAAUAAGCAAGGAUCGCUCAAAGAAUUUGUAUUUUAUUUUUAUUUUUUUUUAACUUUCUGUCAACCUCCUUCCCCUUUUUCCCCUCCUCCAGAGUCUCCCAAUGAUAAGUAAGCAAAAUGAGAAUGACAGGUGUGACAGCGGUGUUGUGCAGUUGACAGCGGCGUUGGCAGGCAGUGUGCCUGGGACGCACCCUGGGUAAAUUGUACACCGCGAGAGUGUCACUGGCGGGCAGCGUGCGUCUGGCCCAUGGAACCGCAGAGGCUUGGAUCUGGAUGAUGAUUGGUUUAAGCCACAGACCACCACCAUUACCAACCACCACCACCACCAACCGGAUCAGUGCGUGUGUUGUGAUGCAUAUAUGUUUUAUCUGUGUGAUGGAAACGGACUGGGUGCAGAUUUAACGAUAUGCGAUUUAUUGUUUGUAUAUUUUCAUUGUCUUUCUUUCUGCUAAGUUGGGACAUGUGUAAAAUAAAAGUGGGGAAAUAAACGAAGGACCCUGUA
Messenger RNA from Gadus morhua (Atlantic cod), 1657 nucleotides. It is a transcript of the gene cops7a, whose product is annotated as COP9 constitutive photomorphogenic homolog subunit 7A. Bases 114 to 920 code for a protein of 268 amino acids. The transcript has 8 exons. NCBI's taxonomy places the organism in Eukaryota, Metazoa, Chordata, Actinopteri, Gadiformes, Gadidae. Gene Ontology annotation, biological process: COP9 signalosome assembly. Gene Ontology annotation, cellular component: COP9 signalosome. The record is from RefSeq and is a predicted model, not a curated record.